AUGUCCGACGAAAGCGAGAAUAAAGCGAAGAAUUACAAUUUCAUAGUGUAUAAGGGAACGAUCGAAUAUAAUUUCGAGAACAGUUCUAGUACUGAUCUCAAAUCAGCUUCUCAGCAUAGCCACCUGGUCGGUGGCACACGCUUCUCGAAGAUGGAAGCCAUCGUUGAACGUCCUUGGGCUGCCGCCGCCCCUGAAUGGAGAAAAGCAACCCAUGGUCUAAACCUUGAAGGGUGCUGCCAAAACCACUCUUGCAAAGCCUACAACAAAGGUAGGGUUAUUGACAAGUGGGGAUACCGUCGAGACGGAAAUGUCGAAGAUGGAACUUUCGACUUUUUCAGAGAUGAGCAUCUCUGUAAGUGUCCAAUGUGUGAUAACCACUUCGUGCCUGAAAUCUGCGGCUUUUCCAACACUUGGUGGAAAUUCAAAGGUUGCUUCAAAAAAAAAGUUGGCGCUUCCUCAGAUAAGGCUGAUUCCUUCUGGAAAUACGCUAGCGACGACGUUUACACCACUUUUAAGGAUAAUGCCGAAGAUUUUGCCCAAUGGGGAAAGCUCAAGAUUAUGGUGUCUCGAAAAGAGCCUGACAAAACACAUGAGAAGAAAGUUAAUACGAUGUUUGCGGAUCUGUGCAAUAUUAAGCUGCAAGCUUUACGUAAAAUCAUCAAAACCGUUUGA
Molecule: messenger RNA, 672 nt
Organism: Paraglomus occultum
Lineage: Eukaryota; Fungi; Glomeromycota; Glomeromycetes; Paraglomerales; Paraglomeraceae
Source: the annotation of a GenBank genome assembly